This is a messenger RNA of Vanessa atalanta (red admiral), 2216 nucleotides long. Its product is annotated as ceramide synthase 5-like. Gene Ontology annotation, cellular component: membrane. Gene Ontology annotation, biological process: ceramide biosynthetic process. Gene Ontology annotation, molecular function: DNA binding; sphingosine N-acyltransferase activity. Lineage: Eukaryota; Metazoa; Arthropoda; Insecta; Lepidoptera; Nymphalidae. Bases 163 to 1272 code for a protein of 369 amino acids. The record is from RefSeq and is a predicted model, not a curated record. The transcript has 8 exons.
AGUCGGAGUGUCGAAGUCGUUGUCUAAAGUGUUUGACGUUAUAUUUGACUUCGAUCCCGGUUGGGUGUAUUUAUGGCGUGAUUUUUUAUUUAUUUUAUAAUUAUAUGACAGUGAGUUCAUGACUUAAAAAUACAGUGAAAUAUUAUAAGUUUAGUGUUGACAAUGUUACGUGCGUUGCUGGAUAAAUUUUGGGAUGAAGAUUUGUGGCUGCCGCCGAAUACAACUUGGGAAGAUAUAACUCCUGGGCCAGAUAAAGCAGUGGUUUAUUCUGACUAUAGACAUCUUUUGUAUCCUAUACCUUUGGCUCUUGUGCUUAUAGUCAUACGGCAUGCAUUGGAAAAGUACUGGUAUGCACCGUUUGGAAAGUCAUUAGGUAUUAAGAACACAAGAUCAAAGAAAGCACCAAACAAUCCAACAUUAGAAGCAGCUUAUAUCAAUUGUUCAAAAAUUAAACACAAACAAAUAUGCGCGUUAGCGAAACAGUUGGACUUAUCAGAACGGCAGGUAGAGAGGUGGUGGCGUCUCCGUCGUAGUCAGGACAAACCUUCGACGCUCGUCAAAUUUUGCGAGAAUGCGUGGAGGUGUAACUUCUAUAUUUUUAACUUCUCCUACGGGUUCUUUAUCUUGUCGGACAAGGAGUGGCUCUGGGAUAUCGAUCAGUGUUACAUUGGGUAUCCUCAUCAGGGUCUAACUAGCGACGUGUGGUGGUAUUACAUGAUAUCAGCAGCGUUCUACUGGUCGCUGACACUGUCGCAGUUCUCGGACGUGAGACGCAAAGAUUUCUGGCAGAUGUUUGUGCACCACCUCGCGACCAUUGCGUUGCUGUCCUUUAGCUGGGUCUGCAACCUGUAUCGUAUCGGGACGCUGGUGCUGUUGCUGCACGAUUGUGCUGAAAUAUUCUUAGAGGCUGCGAAGGCGUCGAAAUACGCGAAUUAUCAGAAGCUAUGUGACGCUAUAUUUACAGUUUUUACAAUACUCUGGAUCGUUACGAGAUUGGGAAUAUAUCCGUUCUACAUUAUUUGGAGCACGUCAAUACGAGCACCGAUGCUAUUGCCGAUGUUCCCUGCGUACUACUUCUUCAAUUCCCUGCUGUGUUUGUUACUGGUCCUCCAUUUGGUGUGGACGUGGCUGAUAUUGCAGGUCGCUUAUAAAGCAAUCAAUGCAGGAAAGAUAGAAGGCGAUAUCAGAAGUUCUAGCUCAGACGUCAGCGAUAGUUCUCAUCAGUCCAAUCACAGCACGCCUAAUAGAUACAAUAGCAAAAAGAGUACAUAGGGGUCAGCAUUUUUAUAUCAGCAUCCAAUUGGACAUCAGCGGUGUGGAGAACGUAAAUACAUUUUAAUAUAUCGAAUAAUAUCACAAGCGCUAUGAUUUACACUAAAAUAACCCAGCUUAGACGAAAAACACCGAAUAUGCUAUUAAUUUGUCCCAAGCAACACUAUGUGAAGUCAGUGUUGCCAUGUUACACUGUCUUUUUGUUUUUAUUUUUAAGAUUGUUUUUAUAAUUAUAGUUUUAUUUUUUUUAGUAGUAUUUAAUAUGGAAUUUUAAUUAACCAUAUUUUUUUCUUUUAUAAAUUAUUUUAAUCCUGUCUUUGUUGAUGGGAUUUUUUUGUUGUCUGUACCAAAGUUUCCGAGUCAAAAUUCCAAAUCGUAGGUUAGUCGUUAAUGUAAAAUUAAUACACCAAAAAGUUUUUUUUUUUAUAUUUCGUUAUAUAUUUAGAUAAUUAAAAUUAAUGUUCCUUCGCUUUUUGCAUUUAUUUUAUGUGGGUCAGGUGUUCGUAAAAAACGGCAUGGGACCACCGUCGGUUAAGUUAAUUUAAAAAGAAUACUUUUAGUGAAUAGUUCUUUCUGUAGGUAAUUCCAAUGGCAGAGGGGGUAAUGAUAACUAAACAAUUGGAUCUUGAAUUGACAUUUGAUUCGAUUGAGUAUUUAUAAUGGAUUCGUACAAAAAUGUCGGCGAAGAUGUUAUCGGAGCUAAGGAAUAUUAUUUAUAUGCUAUGUGCAACAGUGUUGUAUUUAAAAUAAAGACAUAUUAAUAAAGAACUGAUUAUAGUGUACAAAAAAGCGGAGCUAUUUGCAAAUCGCAUGGAAAAUGUAAAUCUAAGGUUUGUUCAUCUCUAGUCCUUCUGCCAUUGAAAUGUACUAUAAUUCCUUUACAUAAUAGCACAAAACAAUCAUAUAGAAAUAAGAAUUAAAUAAUGAAAAUGUUACAUAUUACA